Messenger RNA from Cucumis sativus (cucumber), 2199 nucleotides. Its product is annotated as protein root UVB sensitive 1, chloroplastic. Gene Ontology annotation, biological process: developmental process; response to UV-B. The record is from RefSeq and is a predicted model, not a curated record. Gene Ontology annotation, cellular component: chloroplast envelope. The transcript has 7 exons. The coding region runs from base 194 to 2032 and encodes 612 amino acids. Lineage: Eukaryota; Viridiplantae; Streptophyta; Magnoliopsida; Cucurbitales; Cucurbitaceae.
CAAACUUGGUAAUAUCUUUAGAAAUACAUCAUAGCUCAAGGUUAGGACAUAAAACGGGCGUGCCGGCUGCCCCGAAACGAUGCUGGCAGUGUCCUCAAGCUCGUACUUGCUUCUUUCGUCUCAUAUAUAACUCCAUCAAUCUGCACGUCACCGACUCCCAUUCACAUUGCGGCAGGAGUCUUUCUUCAUUGCAAUGUAUGGGGUACUGCCGUUCUCUUAUCAGGCGCCGCCGCCGGAGCCGAUUCCAUUUCGGCCAGUCUAUGUCGAUGUCUUAAACUACGUACCAGUCCGCCGUUUUCACCAUUGCUUGGAUUCUUCUAUGCGAAGGUCAUGUACAGCACUAAGACCUUCUCUUAGCGUAUUUCCUCACUUUCUUAAACCCACAAAACUCUUUCAAGGUUAUUCCUCUCCUUGUAAUGGAACUAGAAUCAAACCUGCUCUCGUUCAUUCUCCUUUGCUGGCUGGUGACGGCCAUGGGUGUGAUGGAAAUAACAAUGGUGGCUGGAAUAAUUCGAAUCCUUUUGGGGGUUUUGGAUGGUGGCAGUAUGACGGUGAUUCUCCCCCAUGGUCGGACAAUGCCUUCCUUGCUUUCUUUUUUUCCUCUGUUCUGGGUUGUUUCUGCCUCUUUCAAUUGGCAGUAGCGCUAGCACGUAACAAUAUGAACACCGAGUCUAUUUGGGAAGUAAAAGGAGGUAAGCGAAUCCGCCUCAUUCUCGAUACGUAUAGAGAUGAGUUCCAUGUUGCAACUGGCAUGCCGUCGUCUUCGUUAUCCUUUUCCUUUGUCAACGUUUGGCUUCGUUGCAGCGAUAUAUUCACGCGUUUGAUGCUUCCGGAGGGUUUUCCAGACAGUGUCACCAGCGACUAUCUGGAAUAUUCCCUUUGGCGAGGAGUCCAGGGGAUUGCCAGCCAAGUUAGUGGGGUGCUUGCAACUCAGGCACUGCUUUAUGCUGUUGGAUUGGGGAAAGGAGCUAUUCCGACUGCUGCUGCAGUGAAUUGGGUACUGAAAGAUGGAUUUGGAUAUCUAAGUAAAAUUUUUCUCUCAAAAUAUGGACGGCACUUUGAUGUUCAUCCGAAGGGGUGGAGGUUGUUCGCUGAUCUUCUGGAAAACGCUGCCUAUGGGAUGGAAAUGUUAACUCCCGCAUUUCCCCUCCAUUUUGUCGUGAUCGGUGCUGCUGCUGGGGCCGGACGAUCUGCAGCUGCCUUGAUUCAGGCUGCUACUAGGAGUUGUUUUUAUGCUGGCUUUGCUGCUCAAAGGAAUUUUGCCGAGGUGAUUGCUAAAGGUGAAGCACAAGGAAUGGUGAGCAAGUCUAUCGGUAUGAUGCUUGGCAUUACAUUGGCCAAUCGUAUAAGGUCCUCAACAUCACUUGCUCUUGGGUGCUUUAGCAUAGUGACCUUAAUCCACAUGUUCUGCAAUCUAAAAUCAUACAAAUCCAUUCAACUAAGGACAUUAAAUCCUUAUCGUGCAAGUUUGGUCUUCAGUGAAUAUCUGUUGAGUGGUGAGGUGCCUUCGAUUAAGGAUGUGAACAAUGAAGAACCUCUUUUUCCGGCUGUACCACUUCUUAAUAGAAAGCUUGCAUGUGAUGAGCCAAAGUUGAGCUUACUAUCUGCCGAAGCGAAGGAAUCAGCAGCAAAUAUUGAAAAGCGACUGCAAUUGGGUUCAAAGCUCAGUGAUGUGGCCACUUGUGAGGAGGAUGUUCUUGAACUCUUAAGUCUGUUCAAUAAAGAAAAUUAUAUUCUAUCAGAGCACAGGGGAAAAUAUUGUGUAAUGCUUAAAGAAAGUGCUUCGCCUGUAGACAUGCUGAAGGCAGUAUUUCAUGUCAAUUAUUUGCAUUGGUUAGAGAGAAACGCUGGAAUAACAGCAAGAAGUGCUUCUAAUGACUGCAGACCAGGAGGAAGGCUACAAAUGUCUUUGGAGUAUGUGGAGAGGGAAUUCAAGCAUGUCAAAUAUGAUGGGGAAUUGGCUGGUUGGUCGACUGAUGGCCUAAUUGCAAGGCCCUUAACUACUAGGAUUUGUGAAUGUCAUGUAACUUAGGACGAGUUACUAUACUACAAAUUAAAGUACAAAGCUAGCCAGGACAUUUCUAACAACACUGGAUUUUUUAGAGAUGGGUAUGAAAUUCAUCAUUUUAAAAAAUUGGAACAAUGAAAAUAUUUCAGUAGCAGUAGUAAGCUAAAAGAUUAUUAGUUAUUGAUCUGUUA